CCUGGUUAGCUAGCCUGCCAUCUGGAUGUUAUGUAACGUGGUGGACCUGAACUAUGACCCAAUACAUAAAAAAAGCUAUAGUAGCAGCUUUCUAUUAGCAAUUAAGAGUUAUGUGUGUUUCUAUUUGUUCUAGAGGUAAACAAGGACGAGUUGGCUGUUCAGUGACGAAACGAGAAGCAUCUUAUUUAGAAAACUGCAGCUUAAACAAUGCGCUUAUCGUUAGCUGGUCUUGCUAAGCCUGUUCUUCAUGGAUACUUCAGAAGCUCCUGUUCCUGGAGGGUUCGCAUUGCUUUUGCUCUGAAAGGCAUCGAGUUUGAGCAGGUUCCAGUCAAUCUAAUCAAAGAUGGGGGUCAGCAGCUUACAGAACAAUACAAAGCAUUAAACCCCAUGCAGCAAGUGCCUGCGGUGGAGAUCGAUGGCAUCACCCUAUCUCAAUCACUUGCAGUGAUCCAGUACAUUGAUGAGACCAGACCAGGACCUCGUCUUCUACCUGGAGACCCAAAGGCACGGGCACAAGUUCGAAUGAUAAGUGACUUGAUUGCUUCAGGGGUUCAGCCUCUGCAGAAUCUGUACGUGCUACAGAAAAUCGGAGCAGAGAAGUUGCAGUGGGCGCAGCACUUCAUUGAUCGAGGGUUUCAAGACACUCUUCCUCCAGCUUUAGAACCAAUUCUGAAGCAAACGUCAGGAAAAUACUGUGUAGGUGAUGAGAUUUCCAUGGCAGAUAUCUGUCUAGUCCCACAAGUCUACAACGCAGAGAGGUUUAAAGUGGACUUAAGGCAGUAUCCAACGAUAAAAAGAUUAAACAAGACCUUACUUGAGAUUGAAGCUUUUAAAGUGAGCCAUCCCUCUCAGCAACCAGAUACCCCUGCUGAUCUCCGGGCUUAAAUGGCAACAAGCUUGAGAUGUUUACAGCAUUUAAUAAAGUGAUGUGAAGGAA
Nothobranchius furzeri (turquoise killifish) is the source of this 937-nucleotide messenger RNA. It is a transcript of the gene gstz1, whose product is annotated as glutathione S-transferase zeta 1. Lineage: Eukaryota; Metazoa; Chordata; Actinopteri; Cyprinodontiformes; Nothobranchiidae. The record is from RefSeq and is a predicted model, not a curated record. Gene Ontology annotation, molecular function: maleylacetoacetate isomerase activity; glutathione transferase activity. Gene Ontology annotation, cellular component: mitochondrion; cytoplasm. Gene Ontology annotation, biological process: glutathione metabolic process; L-phenylalanine catabolic process.